UACAGGACCCUCUAAAACUAAAUGGCGACCACUAAUACGAAGUCGGUGUUGUUCGUUUGCCUGGGGAAUAUUUGCAGAUCCCCCAUUGCUGAAGCUGUCUUCAGGAAGAUGGCAACAGAUGCAGGCGUUGUUGAUAAGUGGAGGAUAGACAGUGCCGCCACCUCCACCUAUGAGAUAGGAAACCCUCCAGACCACCGCGGUCAAGCCUGCAUGAAGAGCCAUGGCGUGCCCAUGAGGCAUGUGGCCAGGCAGGUGACCAAGGAGGAUUUCAUGAGCUUUGAGUACAUUCUCUGCAUGGAUGAGAGCAAUUUGAGCGAAUUGAACAGGAGAGCAAAGUUGGUGAAAACCUACACAGCAAAGAUUGAGCUUCUUGGUUCAUACGACCCUCAGAAGCAGCACAUCAUCAAAGACCCGUAUUACGGAAGUGACGCAGACUUUGAGAAGGUGUACGAGCAGUGCGAACGCUGCUGCAAAGCGUUUCUCGAGGUGAACUCCUAACAACAUCCGACCUUAAGCCAUCUGCACUAAAUCUGUUGGAGAGAGCGAGAAGAAUCAACCAAGUAUGCUUGAUCCGUACCACACAAUGAUCAGUAAGAAAGAACCAGAACAUUCUGUCUCAGUGUUGUAAAUGUCAUACAAACCAUAUGUGGUGUAUGUUUAAGAACAUGCUGAAUGGACAAGAUUGUCUACUGUAAAUUCAGGAAAUUUAAUAAAAUAGAUAAAUGA
Molecule: messenger RNA, 726 nt
Organism: Chelmon rostratus (copperband butterflyfish)
Lineage: Eukaryota; Metazoa; Chordata; Actinopteri; Chaetodontiformes; Chaetodontidae
Gene: acp1
Product: acid phosphatase 1
Exons: 6
Coding region: 22-498 (158 amino acids)
Biological process (GO): protein dephosphorylation
Cellular component (GO): cytoplasm
Molecular function (GO): non-membrane spanning protein tyrosine phosphatase activity; acid phosphatase activity
Source: RefSeq, a predicted model, not a curated record